Sesamum indicum (sesame) is the source of this 796-nucleotide messenger RNA. The record is from RefSeq and is a predicted model, not a curated record. Lineage: Eukaryota; Viridiplantae; Streptophyta; Magnoliopsida; Lamiales; Pedaliaceae.
AAUUUCCAUCUUUUCCAAACAAUUGCGAGUGAUACACCUGAUGGAAGUACCUUACAGACAUAUAUAGUACAUGUUGAUGGCCCUGAUGGCCUCCCGAAUCGGCUCGAUGAUUUGGAUAGCUGGUAUGACACAUUCUUGUCAACGUUCACGGCAGCCUCAGGUGAGCGGAGACGGAUGAUCUACUCGUAUCAUAAUGUGUUCAAAGGUUUUGCUGCGAGAUUAUCAGCAGAUGAGCUGAAAGCCAUGGAGAAUAAGGUUGGGUUCGUAUCAGCACAUCCUGAGCGGAAAUUGUCGUUGCAUACGACACAUUCGCCGAACUUCUUGGGGCUAAACCAGAACAUGGGAUUUUGGAAUGAGUCGAAUUAUGGUAAAGGUGUGAUUAUUGGGGUCUUGGACACCGGGAUUUUUCCUGAAGUGCGAUUUCAAUGUCACGACAAAGUGCAAUAACAAGCUCAUUGGAGCUCGAUACUUCAAUUCUUUCGAUGGCCCAAUAGAUGACAAUGGCCAUGGCACUCACACGGCCAGCACUGCUGCUGGGAACUUUGUAAGAGGUGCAAAUGUGUUUGGCAAUGCUAAUGGGACGGCCGUUGGCAUCGCUCCGCUUGCUCAUCUGGCUAUCUAUAAAGUAUGUUCUGUUUCUUGUUCGGAAAGUGAUAUACUUGCUGCAAUGGAUGCGGCCAUCGAUGAUGGAGUCGAUAUACUUUCUCUAUCACUUGGUGGAUUUGCAAACAAUUUCUACGACGAUAGCAUUGCGCUAGGCGCAUAUAGUGCAAUGGAGAAGGUCGUUGUCCAAUGA